AUGGCCUGUCGAAUAACGCGCUGCUGCGGCUGCCUGGGCCUUCGCCAGGGGUCUCUGGCCAUCGCCAUCACCCUGCUUGUGCUGACCACCUUAGAGCUGAUAGGAUUCAUCGUGGUGCUGUCACUGGGCGAAGACGCGUUUCGUGACAUUGUUGAUCCUGAGCAGCGGAUGCAGGUCGUCACCGUUGUGCGCAUCGUGAGCAGUAUUGGUCUCGUGCUGUCGCUGGCGUCGCUGGCUCUGCACGUCACGCUGGUGUACGGGGUGCGCCAGGAACGACACAGAUUGAUCCUACCCUGGCUCAUAGGCAUCGGCAUCAUUCUCGGCCUGAGCUCUCUCGCUCAGGUCCUUGAUUUCAUCGACGCGGCCGUCGUCGGCGAGAAAUGGACCAUCGUCGUCGCUACUCUUCUGCUGGGCUUGUACGGCGUCGCGUGGUACUGGUUCGCCGUGGUGCUCACCCACUACCAGACACUGAAGGCGGCGCACCAACAGUUCAGCUCCCAUCGCUUGGAAACUGAAGAGAGCCCCAUGGCGUAG
Messenger RNA from Pollicipes pollicipes, 534 nucleotides. RefSeq lists its product as uncharacterized. Bases 1 to 534 code for a protein of 177 amino acids. The record is from RefSeq and is a predicted model, not a curated record. The transcript has a single exon. NCBI's taxonomy places the organism in Eukaryota, Metazoa, Arthropoda, Thecostraca, Pollicipedomorpha, Pollicipedidae.